Vicugna pacos (alpaca) is the source of this 1672-nucleotide messenger RNA. It is a transcript of the gene PTGES2, whose product is annotated as prostaglandin E synthase 2. Gene Ontology annotation, molecular function: prostaglandin-E synthase activity. Gene Ontology annotation, cellular component: mitochondrion. Lineage: Eukaryota; Metazoa; Chordata; Mammalia; Artiodactyla; Camelidae. The record is from RefSeq and is a predicted model, not a curated record.
UGUUUCUGGCGCCCGCCCGCAGCGCCGGAUGACCGAACAUGGCACACGCUGCACGGGUGCUGUGGCCCCGCGGGCGCGCUCUGGCCUGGAGGCUGGGCUGUUGCCCCACGCUGGGAUUCCCCGCACAGAGCCGGGCGGGCUUCGCAGGGAGUGCGGGAGGCUCUGGCCCCGCCGCUACCGCCCGCAAGGGGGGCCCACGGCUCCUGGGGGCCGCGGCUCUGGCCCUGGGGGGCGCCCUGGGGCUGUACCACACGGCGCGCUGGCACCUGCGCGCCCAGGACCUCCGCGCGGAGCGCUCAGCCGUGCAGCUCUCUCUGUCCAGCCGCCUGCAGCUGACUCUGUACCAGUACAAAACGUGUCCCUUCUGCAGCAAGGUCCGUGCCUUCCUCGACUUCCAUGCCCUGCCCUACCAGGUGGUGGAGGUGAACCCUGUGCGUAGGGCCGAGAUCAAGUUCUCCUCCUACAGGAAGGUGCCCAUCCUGCUGGCCCAGGAAGGAGAGAGCUUGCAACAACUGAACGACUCCUCCGUCAUCAUCAGCGCCCUCAAGACCUACCUGGUGUCAGGGCAGCCGCUGGAAGACAUCAUCACCUACUAUCCACCCAUGAAGGCUGUGAAUGACCAGGGCAAGGAGGUGACGGAAUUCUGCAACAAGUACUGGCUCAUGCUCGAUGAGAAGGAAGCCCAGCGGAUGUAUGGUGGGAAGGAGGCGAGGACGGAGGAGAUGAAGUGGCGGCAGUGGGCAGACGACUGGUUGGUGCACCUGAUCUCCCCCAAUGUGUACCGCACGCCGGCCGAGGCCUUGGCCUCCUUUGACUACAUUGUCAAGGAGGGCAAUUUCGGGGCCGUGGAGGGCGCCAUGGCCAAGUACAUGGGUGCAGCCGCCAUGUACAUCAUCAGCAAGCGGCUCAAAAGCAGGCACCACCUCCGGGAUGAUGUGCGUGAGGACCUCUAUGAGGCUGCCAACAAGUGGGUGGCAGCGGUGGGCAAAGAUCGGCCCUUCAUGGGGGGCCAGAAGCCAAACCUGGCUGAUCUGGCGGUGUAUGGCGUGCUGCGUGUGAUGGAGGGCCUGGAGGCCUUUGAUGACAUGAUGCGUCACACGCGCAUCCAGCCCUGGUACCUACGAGUGGAGAAGGCCAUCGCUGAGGCCCCCCAGUGAACUGAGCAUCCCUGCUGGGAAGAGCGGGGAGACAGUGGAAGAUACCGACUAUGGGGGACCAGGGUCGCUGAGCCAGCACCUGGCUGCUGCAAUGCUGUGCAGUAGGGGACAGGAUCAUUCAGCCUCUUGCCCACCUCACCCCCAGCCCCCUCGCUUCUAUCACUGGACACCUGCUGGGGCCCUGGGAUGCUGGGGGACAAGGCUAAGACUUUGUCUUCAUUCACAGCCCUCCCCCAGGGCCACGGAAGGCUACCUCCCACCCCAGCCCCAGAGGGCUGACCCUCCCCAACCCCCUCCUGGGCCUCCCUGCUCUUCAGCUUUCCCUGGGGCUCUCAAGGCUGCCCUGCCUCUGCCCUGUGGAUGGGAAUCUGGUUGGGCUUCCGCCCUGGGCGAAGGAAGUAGGGACCGUCUGGUUUCUGGGGGGCCUCCCUGGCUCUCCCUGGUUCCUGCUCUUCCCAGGUGCCUCCGGGACUGUGUGUCAUAUUUGCAAUAAAGAACAGGUUUGCUGCUCCCUG